Tetrahymena thermophila SB210 is the source of this 558-nucleotide messenger RNA. RefSeq names its product ETC complex I subunit motif protein. NCBI's taxonomy places the organism in Eukaryota, Ciliophora, Oligohymenophorea, Hymenostomatida, Tetrahymenidae. Gene Ontology annotation, biological process: electron transport chain. The record is from RefSeq and is a predicted model, not a curated record. The transcript has 7 exons.
AUGCUUUUACCUAAAAACGCCAUUUAAUCAGCACGUUACUUUGAAAUUUAAAAGAUACCUGCUAAGAUUGCUAAGACUGCAAACGAAAAAAUUUUGAGUGUUGGUGUUGCUUAGAAGAACAAUAUCUAACCUAAGACUGUUACAGCUCAAGGUUAAAUUGGCUUCGUUCAACAUCCUCAACUUGAUAGCAGCUGCUAAUAUACUCAAUUCUACACUCCUUAACGUCGUGAUAUCCGUGGAAGAGUUGCAAGAAUCUAUAUUUAAGAUACUAACCAUAUGCAUGACACUCCUUAAAUUCCUGAGGGAUACAAGUGGACUCUUGAAUUUGAAAGACAAGCCUAAUAUAAGACUCCUUGGAUGGGAUGGUCUUUUAAUGGUGAUACUUUCUCUAAAAGAAACCACUAUUUCUGUACCUUGGAAGAUGCUAUUUCUUACUGCAAACAAAUGGGUUUCGGUUAUGAAGUCUCAUUCCCUCGUUCUCGUUAUCACACUAGAAAGAGUUAUGCUGAUAAUAUGCUCUGGCCUGGUCAUGACAAUGCUGUUGAUGAAGACUGUUGA